This is a messenger RNA of Ceutorhynchus assimilis (cabbage seed weevil), 1789 nucleotides long. The record is from the annotation of a GenBank genome assembly. NCBI's taxonomy places the organism in Eukaryota, Metazoa, Arthropoda, Insecta, Coleoptera, Curculionidae.
GAACACCGCGUUGCAUUUAGCAACGAUGGAGAACAGACCGAAUGUAAUUGUGCAACUAUUAUCCAUGAACAGUAAGCUGUUGUAUAACCAAACCGAAAUGAGCGCAAUUGAUUAUGCGAUUUAUUAUAAGUAUAUGGAAGCUGCUUUGGCAAUGGUUACUCAUGAGGAUAGGGCUGAAGAAAUAAUGGCGAUGAAAUCACCAAAAAAUCCUUGCGUCUCGCUAGCCCUAAUAGCCUCAAUGCCCCGAGUGUUCGAGGCAGUCCAAGACAAAUGCAUCAUUAAAGCUAACUGUAAAAAAGAUUCGAAAUUGUUUUCGAUCAAAUACAACUUUAACUGCCUUCAAUGUGUUACAGUGACGGAGGAGAUUGAUGAAAAAACUGGCGAUAAGGUCAUUUUAAAUGAGCCUAGUCCACUUCCAGCUUUAAACGCGAUGGUAGCCCAUGGCCGUGUCGAACUCCUAGCCCACCCGCUCAGUCAAAAAUACUUGCAAAUGAAAUGGAAUUCCUACGGAAAAUACUUCCAUCUGACCAACCUGGUGUUUUAUUGCUUAUUUCUGGGUUUCAUUACCUGUUUUUCGUCGCAACUUAUGGAACACGAAGCCGCUUCUAAUUUUAAUUAUGGGAACUUUAGCAAUUUGACGACAAAGCAGAAAUUCGCCGAACGGAAGUCCGAAAUCCUUAACGUCGGAAUUAACUAUUCGAUGUACAUUUGCGCGAUGGCGAUUUUGGUGUUCGUCGCCAUCAACGGUGCCAGAGAGUUGACGCAAAUGGUCCAGCAAAAAUACUUGUAUUUUUUCCAUCCCAUCAACUUGGUUACUUGGUGUCUUUACGGGGCAACAAUCGUCAUGGUAUUGCCGAUAUUCGGAGGAGGGAUUUACGAAAUUCAAUUUUCUUUCGCCUCGAUGGUGGUGUUUUUGAGUUGGUUCAACUUGCUGUUGCUGCUGCAACGAUUCGAUCAAGUGGGAAUUUACGUCGUGAUGUUUCUGGAAAUAUUGCAGACUUUGAUCAAAGUGUUGAUGGUGUUUUCGAUAUUAAUUAUUGCUUUCGGAUUAGCGUUUUACAUUUUGUUGUCUAGGGGUGACCAUUUGUCGUUUAAAACAAUCCCGAUGGCUCUGAUACGCACCUUCUCAAUGAUGCUAGGCGAAAUCGAUUUUUUGGGUACCUACGUGAAGCCCUACUAUUUGAGCAACAAAGAAGAAAACACCUUUUUACCAUUCCCCAUACCGGCUUUCAUAAUUUUGAGCUUGUUCAUGGUACUGAUGCCCAUCCUACUGAUGAAUCUGCUUAUCGGUUUGGCUGUGGGAGAUAUCGAGAGCGUCAGAAGGAAUGCUCAAUUGAAAAGACUUGCGAUGCAGGUUGUCUUACAUACAGAAUUGGAAAGAAAACUUCCACGCAGGUGGUUGGACAAAGUAGACAAGUGCGAAAUAAUUGAGUACCCCAACGAAUUCAGCAAAAACAAGAAAGGUUUUUUGGAUUUUAUAUUAAAAAAAUGGUUCGGAAGUCCAUUUUCCGAAGAGAGUGACAUUGUAAUGGAAUGCUCCGACGACUACGUAAUGACAGAAUUGGAAAAAACCAAAACCAAAUUGAGACACAUUUCCCAGGCGCUGGAAACUCAAAAUCAAUUUUUGAGAUUAAUCGUGCAGAAAAUGGAAAUAAAAACCGAAAACGAAGACGUAGACGAAGGUGUAACUUUAAAGGAAGCGUCCAAUGGACACUCGAAUAAAUGGACGUCACCGAGGAUACGUAAAAAAAUCAAAUCAGUUUUGAGUUUUUCAAAUAGAUCUAGUUAA